Molecule: messenger RNA, 4471 nt
Organism: Psylliodes chrysocephalus
Lineage: Eukaryota; Metazoa; Arthropoda; Insecta; Coleoptera; Chrysomelidae
Source: the annotation of a GenBank genome assembly
UCGCAGUCGACGUUCAGCAAGUAAGACGUAUCGAUUUUAACUGAACGAACUCGCGUAAACUAAAUGAUUUAAUCGAAAGACUUAGAAAAAUUUCGCGCGACAGCUAAAAAAUGUUAUGAUUUAAAAUAGACCUAAACCGAUUUUAAAAUGUUUUGGGUAGUUGUUUUUAGUGUUUUUGUGACGGUUUUCGGUAGAAGUCUUACGAAUAUGGACUCUACUCCGAGAGGUUGUGAGUGGCAAAUGCAACAAAUCGACAUCAACGACAGUGGAGAAGAACCAGUGCUUUAUUGUCAAAUUAGGACCAUCAACAGUGUCGAGUUUUUAGUGCGAAAUUUAUCACAAACUGAAUCCGAUAGAAUUUCAGUUCUUAUGCUUGAAUGUAACGAUGUUUUAUUUUUCGAAAGUUCUUUCGAAACUGCUCGACAAGGAAGUUUUCUUUCGUCGCUGAAGCAACUUAAAGAUCUCAGAGUUGAAAAUUGUAAGAUUCGUAAUAUUCCAGCUACAGCUUUUUCACAAAUUCGCCACCUGAGAAGACUAUCGUUAAGAUCACACAAUUCGGAGUGGUCAGCAAUGAACUUGGAACUUCAUCCUGAAAGUUUCAGAGGACUAAGUGACCUACGAUAUUUAAAUUUAGCUGAUAAUAAUAUUUGGAGUACUCCUGAAGAACUGUUUUGUCCGCUGUAUAGUUUAACAAAUUUAAAUUUGACUAGGAAUAAAUUGCAAAAUGCUUCCGCUCUAGGGUUCUCUGACUGGGGUAGUGGCCCUUUAGCACCUGGACGAGCAUGUGUGAGCGGUUUAGAACUAUUAGACUUAUCAUACAACGAUAUUAUUUCACUAUCAGAUAAUGGAUUUUCGGCCUUACGAUCUUUAGAAGAACUGCAUCUGGAAAAUAAUGCCAUAUCAACUUUAGGAGACAGAGCCUUUGUGGGUUUAACAGCAUUAACAUCUCUAAACUUAUCAAGUAAUUGUUUAGUAGCUUUACCUCCAGAACUUUUCCAAUCAUCCAGAGAAUUAAAACACCUUUAUUUACACAACAACUCCUUAAGUGUUCUAGCUCCAGGGCUGUUAGAAGGUUUAGAUCAGUUACAAGUAUUAGAUCUAUCUUACAACGAGCUUACAAGUCGGUGGGUUAAAAGAGAUACUUUCGCUGGAUUAGUUAGAUUGGUAGUAUUGAAUUUGGCUAAUAACCAACUAACGAAAAUCGAUAAUAUGUUAUUUAAAGAUUUGUACACUUUGCAAAUUUUAAAUUUGGAACAUAAUACUAUUAAUUCCAUAGCUGAAGGUGCAUUUCUUGAGCUUAAAAAUUUACACGCUUUAAUUUUAUCCUUCAAUGCGAUUACUCGUAUAGAAUCAUAUCAUUUUUCUGGAAUGUACGCGCUAAACCAACUACUGCUGGAUUCUAAUGAAAUCGAAUACAUCCACCCGAAAACGUUCGAGAACGUGACAAAUUUGCAAGAUUUGGGACUGAAUGGUAACGUUUUGGGAAUGGUACCUGUGGGCAUUGGGCAAUUGCGAUUUCUAAAAACUCUCGAUUUGGGUAAGAACCAUAUCAAAUCAGUGACAAAUGCAUCUUUUGAAGGCUUAGAAAUGCUGUUUGGACUGCGAUUAGUCGAUAAUCAUUUAGUGAAUAUUUCUAGAGACGCAUUCUCAACAUUACCUUCUUUGCAAGUUUUAAAUUUAGCAUCUAACAAAAUAAAAUACGUUGAACAGAGUGCUUUUUCCAGUAAUCCAACUUUGAAAGCUAUCAGAUUAGAUGCUAAUGAACUGACUGAUAUCAGCGGUGUAUUUACGAAUUUAAAGACGUUGGUAUGGUUAAAUGUUUCUUCAAAUAAAUUAUUGUGGUUCGAUUUUAGUCAUCUUCCUGUAAGUUUAGAGUGGCUAGAUAUGCACGAUAAUCAAGUUCCAGAAUUAGCAAACUAUUACGAUGUAAGAAACAAUUUAAAAAUAAAAAUGUUAGAUGCCAGUUUUAAUUUAAUAACAGAAAUAAAAGAAAAUGCAGUGCCAGAUAGUGUCGAAACGUUAUUUUUGAAUAAUAACAAGAUUAGUAAAGUUCAUGUCAAUACUUUUAAUAAUAAGAAAAAUUUGGAGAAAGUUGUGCUAUACGGUAAUGAAAUCAGAUUUUUGGAUUUAGCAGCUUUAAGUUUAAAUCCUGUUACCGAUGAUAAAGAUUUGCCACAAUUUUACAUCGGUGAUAAUCCUUUUUACUGUGAUUGUAAGAUGGAGUGGCUGUUGAGAAUCAAUCAUUUAAGUAAUUUACGGCAGUAUCCUCAAGUGUUAGAUAUGGAUUCUGUGACUUGUGAAUUGGCACAUAAUCGGGGAUCGCCUCCACAACCGCUACUAUCAUUGAAACCGUCAAAUUUUUUGUGCCCGUACGAAGCCCAUUGUUUUCCAGUGUGCCACUGUUGUGAUUUUGACGCCUGUGAUUGUGAGAUGACGUGCCCAGAUAAAUGUACUUGCUUCCACGACCACACGUGGACCUCGAACGUUGUGGAUUGCAGUAACGCAGGCUAUAAAACCGUCCCUGAAAAAAUUCCGAUGGACGCCACUGAAAUCUACCUGGACGGUAACGACCUCGGUGACUUAGGCAGUCACGUUUUUAUUGGAAAGAAAAAAUUAGAGGUUUUGUAUUUGAAUAACAGCAACGUUAAAGCGCUGCAUAAUAGAACGUUCAACGGAGCCAAUUCCCUGAAAAUCCUCCACAUGGAAAACAAUAAAUUGGCGGAAUUACGUGGAUUCGAGUUCGAUCAGUUAGAAAACAUUAACGAAUUAUAUUUGGACCAUAAUGAUAUCGGUUACGUGGGUAAUAAUACGUUUAAAAGUAUGCAUAAACUCUCAGUGUUGAAAUUGGAUGAGAACAAAAUCGUGGACUUUAUCCCUUGGGAGUUGAAUACCGAUUCUCCCUCCGAUUCUCAUCCACGUGUUACUCUCGACGGCAACAGGUGGUCCUGCGAUUGCAAUUCUCUAAAUCGUUUGGUAUCGUGGAUUCGCGAGACGGGCGGCGAUCCAACAAAAAUGCUGUGUGCGGAUACAUCUGAAACGGUCGCGAGCAUCAUAAGCCGUUGCGAGGACAUGGACAAUGCGAUUGCAACAUCGGUUAUACAGCGCGAAGUUAUGAAAAACCACCAAUUAUUCGGGGGCGGUAGUUACGUUCCCCUGCUAGCCGCUACCCUUGUAGCCGUCAUCGUCGUUUGUUUGCUGGUAGCUAUAAUUUUCGUUUUUCGUCAAGAAGUACGACUGUGGGCGCACUCCAAGUACGGUGUACGGAUUUUUCAAGAUGGAGUUGGUGUAAAUGAUGGUAUGGACGACAGAGACAGACUGUAUGACUGUUAUAUGGUUUACAGUCAUAAAGAUGAUGAUUUGGCUAGUGGCGUUGUUGCACCUUUGUUGGAGCAAUUGGGACAUACGAUGUGUCUGCAUUAUAGAGACCUACACCUAGUAGGCGGCGCCUCCUAUCUAGCCGACGCCAUGGUCGGAGCUGCCGAUGCUUCACGAAGAGUAGUCUUCGUAGUUUCGCCUCUUCUCAUCCACAACGAAUGGUCUCGGCCAGAGUUUCGGGCCGCUCUCCAAGCAGCUCUACGAACAGCAUAUCGCAACAAGCUGAUCUGUAUCCUACGCGGCGAUCCUUUGGAGCCCAUGGAUCCUGAGUUGAGAGCCUUACUAAGAGCCUGCACAGUUACCAGGUGGGGCGAGAGGAGGUUCUGGGAGAAACUGAGAUAUGCAAUGCCCGAUGUGGUGCAUAACUCAACCGCUAGGAGGAAUAAGAAGCCUCCUGAGAUUAGAUGUAAACCUCCAACUAGAUACACUCCGGCACCCACAGCUCACGACUCCUGGUGCAAAUACCAACCCAUGCCAGGAGUGCACGCCGUAGCUUUGACUCCGACGCCUACUCAGAGUACUUACGUGUCAGGAGAAAGUGCUAGGAGUACGGAAGACGAGGCGGGAUCGAGUUCCAGUAGUCAGCAUUAUGGUUCUGAACAGUUGAAUCAUAGUUACGUGUCUAUAGACGGUCGACCGCCAGUUUAUAGCCAGUUUCCUCCAUGCAGAAGCGAAAUACCCCAUCACGUGUAUUCGACUAUACCGGAUGCGCCCCCUCAAUCUAGGACUUAUUUUGUUUAAUUGCGGAGUGUGAGGGGGGAGUUAGGUAAUAAUUCAAGUAUGGAGCGCAGUUGUGAAGUGGGAUUAAAAGUGUUUUAAAUGAUAAUUUAAAAAAACCAAAGUAAUAUACUAAUUGAAAAUUUAUUCAAAAACGAAACUAUUUUCUGAAAUAAAAUUACAAUAGUAUUUAAUAUAUUUUUACCCCUCAUUAUAACUGGCUCUCAAUUUAAUAAGGCUGUUUUUACUUACUCUAUUGCGUGAAUUUUUAUCUCAUAAAUUUAUAGCAUUUUCGAAUGUUCUAGAUAUCGAUUACUAUGUAAUAUAGUAAAUUAUUAUGUAUAUUUUGUAAAUAUUUUCACAAAAUUAUAUUUAUUUG